Molecule: messenger RNA, 1572 nt
Organism: Mastomys coucha (southern multimammate mouse)
Lineage: Eukaryota; Metazoa; Chordata; Mammalia; Rodentia; Muridae
Gene: Tubal3
Product: tubulin alpha like 3
Exons: 5
Coding region: 1-1572 (523 amino acids)
Biological process (GO): microtubule cytoskeleton organization; mitotic cell cycle
Cellular component (GO): microtubule; cytoplasm
Molecular function (GO): structural constituent of cytoskeleton; GTP binding
Source: RefSeq, a predicted model, not a curated record
AUGGCUCUCAACCGAGUUCCUGAGGUGGUACCUGACUGCUGGAGAAGGGAAGACGUCUAUGGUAUGCCGUGUCCGUGGAGACGAAGUGCAAGGUUUGGUUCUGCUGAGGACAGCAGUAUCCACAGCAGAUUGCCAGGGUAUAGCAAGUCAGAGCUCUCGACCUCUGCCUCCUCACCCACACUGGAGGCCUGUGGAUGCCAUAGGCCAGUGAUUGGUGCAAAGUUGGAGUGCUUAUGCUAUCUAAGUUCCAACUCUGUUCUAACUUAUUGUGGCUUAUUCCAGAGGGAGUGUCUCUCCAUUCACCUUGGUCAAGCUGGUGUCCAAAUCGGGGACACAUGCUGGGAACUGUAUUGCCUGGAACAUGGGAUCCAGCCAGAUGGCUUUAUUCUGGACAGCCAACAUGAUCAUUUGGAAAAUCCUAAAGUGGAACAUAGGAAUACAUCUUUAGAUACCUUCUUUCAUGAGACAAAAACUGGAAAGCAUGUGCCCAGAACGCUUUUCAUGGACCUAGAACCAACUGUUAUAGAUGGGAUCCGCGUGGGGAAGUACCACUCACUCUUUCACCCAGAACAACUUGUGAAUGGGAAGGAGGGUGCUGCCAACAACUAUGCAAGAGGUCGAUAUUCUGCAGAACAAUGCAGUGGUCUUCAGGGAUUUUUGAUUUACCGCAGUUUUGGAGGAGGCACAGGGUCGGGAUUUACAUCUCUCUUGAUGGAGCGACUCUCUGUAGAGUAUGGCAAGAAGACAAAAUUGGAGUUCUCUGUCUAUCCAUCCCCUAGAAUCUCCUCUGCUGUGGUAGAACCAUACAAUGCCGUCCUUACCACCCACUCCACCAUAGAAUACUCAGACUGUGUCUUCAUGGUGGACAAUGAGGCUUUGUACAACAUCUGUCACCACAAACUUGGUGUUGAACGUCCUUCCUAUGCUAGUGUCAAUAGGCUGAUUGCUCAGGUGUUGUCUUCCAUUACUGCUUCCCUGCGUUUUGAAGGACCUCUGAAUGUGGACUUAAUCGAAUUGCAGACCAACCUCGUACCUUAUCCACGAAUACAUUUCCCUAUCACAACCCUUGCCCCCAUCAUCUCCGCUGAAAAGGCGUACCAAGAGAGGCUCUCCGUGUCUGACAUCACUGCUUCCUGCUUUGAGCUCUCCAACCAGCUGGUCAAGUGUGAUCCCAGGCUUGGGAAGUACAUGGCUUGCUGCUUAAUGUACAGAGGAGAUGUGGUCCCUAAGGAUGUAAACGAAGCAAUUGCAGCCAUGAAAUCUAGGACCUCUGUUCAGUUUGUUGAUUGGUGUCCAACUGGUUUCAAGGUGGGCAUCAAUUAUCAGCCACCUACCAUGGUGCCAGGAGGGGAUCUAGCCAGGGUUCAGCGCACUGUGUGUAUGCUGAGCAACACCACGGCAAUUGUGGAAGCCUGGGCCCACCUGAACCACAAAUUUGACCUCAUGUAUGCCAAGAAGGCAUUUGUGCACUGGUAUAUCACAGAAGGCAUGGAGCUUGGGGAGUUUGUAGAGGCCAGGGAAGAUCUGGCUGCUCUAGAAAAGGAUUACGAAGAAGUGGGUCUGAGUUUCUGA